UCUUCGUUUGCAAUAUUGAAAUGGCAACCAUAACGGAGAACAGGGACAUUACGAUUAAAAAAAAUCUGUCGGAAUGGUGGAGUGAAGAAACUGAAUAUAUUUUUCAGAGGAUUAGGAGAUGGGCGGCCUUUGCACGUGGUUAUAAUCGUUUUCGAUCGCAGAGGUGGCUCAAGAAUCAGCAAACAAUGCAAGAUAAUUGGAACAUGUCUUCCGACGAAACUCCGAUAGUAUUCCACAGUCUCAAACAAUCCAGAUGGAAAUUGUCUCCAGGGGAGAUUAAGAUAAACUGCUGUGGUACUUUCAAUUAUCAAUCAAACAGUGAGCUGGACAGCAAUUGCUUAGAAAUUCAUCAGUAUGACCAUAGCAUCUACUUCAAGACUAUCGGUGAUAUUAGAAGUGACAAGAGACACCAAAUUCAGAAUCCGGACGAUGCAUCUAUUAAUAGCGAGGAGUAA
Trachymyrmex cornetzi is the source of this 455-nucleotide messenger RNA. RefSeq lists its product as uncharacterized. Bases 21 to 455 code for a protein of 144 amino acids. The record is from RefSeq and is a predicted model, not a curated record. The transcript is spliced from 2 exons. Lineage: Eukaryota; Metazoa; Arthropoda; Insecta; Hymenoptera; Formicidae.